CGAUCGUCUUUGCUGAAUACACUAUUUCUUGGCAUUGAUUUUUAAUGAAACUAAAUGUUUCGGGGUAUUUAUAAUUCAAACAAAAUUAAUCAUUCAAUGCUUAGGUAUAAUCCUACUUUGUCCAUCGCCUAAUGAAAUCAGACACUCUGUGAAACCAGCAGUUAUUUUGACAAAAAGAUGUCACGAGCUUAGUCACGGGUACCAUUGUUGAUUUAAUAACUGGCAAAAACAGUUCUUUUUCUUUAUCCGUUAUAUUAUUGUUAAGGAUAUAAUAUUAAGAUAUUAAGAUAAUGCGGGUGCUAGAACUCUAUAGUGGAAUCGGUGGAAUGCACUUUGCAUUGGAAGAAAGUGGAGUCAAAGCUCAGGUUGUUGCUUCUGUUGAUAUAAAUACAGUUGCCAAUGAAGUCUAUAAGUACAACUUUCCUCAAACUUUAAAUAUAAGCAGAAACAUACAAUCCUUUACAGUGGAGGAAAUCGGAAGCAUGAAUAUAGAUACUAUACUUAUGAGUCCACCUUGUCAACCAUUUACAAGAGUCGGUUUAAAAAAGGAUAUAUUGGAUAAGAGAACUGAUUGUCUGUUGCAUGUACUGGAAUUCAUACCCCAUAUACAGACUCUGAAAUAUGUUCUGUUAGAAAAUGUGAAGGGCUUCGAGAAUUCCCAAGCAAGAAAUGAGCUUGUGGAUUGUAUGAGGAAAUCCAACUUCGAUUAUAAGGAACUGAUACUGAGUCCCUGCCAAUUUGGAAUACCUAACACGCGACAUCGUUAUUAUAUGAUUGCUAAAAAGAAGGAACUUUGUUUGUGCUUUAAGGAUCCAGAUUUAAUUCAUUCCUUACCGACAGAAAUUUUGCAGAUUUUGUCUGAGAACUGUCAUACUCAAGUAGCCAAUUUACAACUUGCAGUGAAUUGUAAAAAUGGAAAAGAGCAUUCUAAAUUAAGUAAUAUAAUAGAGAGAGAUGCCGAUGAGAAGUAUUUAAUAUCCAGAAAAUUGCUAGCUAAACAUGCCAGAAUAUUUGAUAUAAGAACACCUGAAUCUGAAGGUACCUGUUGUUUCACAAAAGCGUACAGCCAUUAUGUAGAAGGAACAGGUUCCAUCUUUUGCCCUUUUAAUGAUAAUCACCUUAGAAAAGUUUAUGAAGAAUCUAAAAACUAUAAAAAAGAUUGUCCAGAUGGAUUAGAUAGCUUAUGCAAUUUACGUUUACGGUACUUUACACCUAAAGAAGUCUCUAGACUAAUGUGCUUUCCUGAAACUUUUUUGUUCCCAGAUAAUAUUACUGAUAAACAGAGAUACCGACUUUUAGGUAAUUCAAUAAACGUUUACGUUGUUAGUCAGCUGUUACUACUUUUGGUUCAUGAAGCUAUAUGAUUUAUACUUAUUCUUAUAUUAUUUUUAUUAUGCUGAAAAUAAAAUUAUUUUAUUACAA
Messenger RNA from Cephus cinctus (wheat stem sawfly), 1422 nucleotides. It is a transcript of the gene Mt2, whose product is annotated as tRNA (cytosine(38)-C(5))-methyltransferase. The record is from RefSeq and is a predicted model, not a curated record. The coding region runs from base 291 to 1364 and encodes 357 amino acids. The transcript has 2 exons. Gene Ontology annotation, molecular function: methyltransferase activity. Lineage: Eukaryota; Metazoa; Arthropoda; Insecta; Hymenoptera; Cephidae.